AUGGCUGUGGCGCGGCCGACGCUGCGACUGUCGCAGAUUCCGCCGGGUACCUCACCAGCGUUCAUCAAGUCGCUGAUACCGCCGUCGCUGACGGUCGAGGACGUCAAAAUGGUACCCACGUCUGGUUCGUCAACCGAGAGGAAAUGCACGGUUGCCGUUGUCACACUCUCGCAGGAGACCCCGGCUACAGAAAUCGACGCAGUCGUCAGCUUGCUGCAGAACCGGUACUUGGGCUAUGGCUUCUACCUGUCCCUCCAUCGCCACCUGUCUUCGGCAGUCUCGUCCGUCGCGGCGCCGACCCUAGCCACCUCGUCAACAGGCUCCCAGCCGUUUGGCGCGAAACCCGUUGCGCAGCAAACAGGCCCCGGCAACGGUCCCUCCCAACAGACACAUCGCGGUUUUGCCCCGCCGACAUCCUACAACCAAAUGGCCGGCACGGCAGUCAACAGGAACAGCAUCCUUCACGUCCCCGUAACGCCGCCGCACGACGUCAAGACGCUCCAGCUCAUCAACAAGACGCUCGAAUCAGUCCUGGAACACGGGCCGGAGUUUGAGGCGCUGCUGAUGACGCGAGCCGAGGUCCAGCGUGAGGAGAAAUGGGCCUGGCUGUGGGACGCCAGGAGCGUGGGUGGCGUGUGGUACCGUUGGCGGCUCUGGGAAAUCGUGACGGGCGCCUUGUCGAGCGGCAGCAAAGGGCGCUAUCUACCUCUUUUUGACGGUAGCCAUGCGUGGAAGGCGCCGGAGAAGAAGUUACCGUUCGAGUACACGACGCACAUUGACGAGUUCAUCUCGGACUCAGAGUACAACUCGUCCGACGAUGAGGACAUGGAUGGCGAGGCCAACCGCGAGGCAAACGCAGGCGCCGAGGUUGAAAACACUUUUCUGAACCCCCUCGACAAAGCCAAGCUCACCCACCUCCUGUCACGACUACCAACGACGCUAUCGAGAAUACGCAAGGGGGACAUUGCACGCAUCACAGCUUUUGCUCUGACACAUGCCAGCCGUGGCGCCGAUGAGGCUGUCGCCAUGAUUGCCGCAAACAUCAACAAACCAUUGGCUCUCACCGCCGCCAACCCGACUCUGUCAAGAGACGAAAGAGACAAGAGCAAACAGCGCGACGGCUCGGACCAAUCCGACGCGGAGCAAGAUGGCAAGGCAGACAAGGAGAAGGAGAGUCAGGAUACGAGUGGAGCCAGUCUUGUGGGUCUCUACGUGGUGAGCGACAUUCUCUCAUCGCCUCUACGAGCGGAAUUCGACACGCGUGGCGAUUCCGACAGCACUUCGAGGGAGCGCUCAAGGAUGCCAGGGUGUUCGAAAAGCUGGGCCUCAUGGCCGACCAGCGCCGCUGGGGUCGACUCAAGGCAGACAAAUGGAAACGCAGUGUGGGCAUGA
Molecule: messenger RNA, 1392 nt
Organism: Verticillium alfalfae VaMs.102
Lineage: Eukaryota; Fungi; Ascomycota; Sordariomycetes; Glomerellales; Plectosphaerellaceae
Exons: 1
Coding region: 1-1392 (463 amino acids)
Biological process (GO): RNA processing
Cellular component (GO): nucleus
Molecular function (GO): RNA binding
Source: RefSeq, a predicted model, not a curated record